Aureobasidium uvarum is the source of this 855-nucleotide messenger RNA. NCBI's taxonomy places the organism in Eukaryota, Fungi, Ascomycota, Dothideomycetes, Dothideales, Saccotheciaceae. The record is from the annotation of a GenBank genome assembly.
AUGGGCACCGCCAUCAUCAAAGGUCUUCUCACCAGUAUACGCCCCGGACACGCAAACUCGGACGACUUCAGAAUGGAAAUAUACGCCUGCGUUAGGUUCCAAGAAUCUUUUGAUCGCGUUCAAAAGGCUCUCGGCGACGAAGCCUACCGCGUUCAGAGUGCGACAAAUCUCCAUGCUUGGUCACAGGCUGUCGACAGAGCUGAUGUCGUCAUGUUGGGUAUUCCACCUGCAGAGCUCAAGGCCAUCUCGGAGAACAUGCCGCUGUGCAAGUCGUUGCGGGGUAAACUUGUCAUCAGUCUGCUGGCAGGCACGUCUUGCGAGCAAGUCACGGAUGCUUUUGUGCUCAACGACAAGGGCAACAGAGCAAGCCAAUUCCAUAUCAUCCGUGUGAUUCCAAGCAUUGGAGCACAGAACUUGGACUCGGUCAGCAUGAUUGCCGAUACACCUCAUGCUGGAGAUGAGCAGAAGACCAUGUGCGACUGGAUCUUCAGACAGAUCGGCAGUGUGCAUUACCUACCCGAGGAACUCAUGAAUGAGGCCACUGCUACUCAUGCGACUUGCAAUGCUCUUGCAAUGAUUGCUGUUGAUGCUAUCACGGAUGCUGCCGUGGCGGAAGGUAUACCUCGCUCACAGGCAAUGGCGUUGGCGGCACAAAGUCUCAAAAGUGCGGCUGGCCUGUUGGAGAGCGGCAUGACUCCCGAGUCGUUGAAGGAGUCAAUGUCUGUGCCAAGAGGCAUCACAAUCAACGCUUUGCUCGACCUUGAAAGGGGUCAGGUCAGAUCUGCUACAUCCGACGCAACCAGGAACGCCAUCAAAUACACAAGGAAUAUGACGAAUCAAACAUCUAUGUCCUGA